Penicillium taxi is the source of this 1929-nucleotide messenger RNA. RefSeq lists its product as uncharacterized. Bases 1 to 1929 code for a protein of 642 amino acids. The record is from RefSeq and is a predicted model, not a curated record. NCBI's taxonomy places the organism in Eukaryota, Fungi, Ascomycota, Eurotiomycetes, Eurotiales, Aspergillaceae. The transcript is spliced from 2 exons. Gene Ontology annotation, cellular component: mitochondrion.
AUGUCGCCUUGCUCGCGAGCGGCCAUAUCCAGGGCUUUAAGGCUUGAAAUAUCUCGUUAUAGACCAACUUCAUGCUAUCGUCAGUUGCCGCCUUCCAUUUAUCCUCGACUUUGCGUAGAGUCGUUUGCGCCGUACUCGCCAAGCCGGAAAAUACAAUUAUCGCAUCGCUGUUUUUCAACCUCCACCUUUCAAAGACAAGAAGCUCCUAUUGGUGAUAUAACCCAUAUCUUGCCUUUAUGCUGCCCGGGAUGUGGUGCAUAUUCGCAGACAAUAGAGGCCAAUGAGCCAGGGUACUAUGGCCAAACUCAGAAACAGACGCGAAAGCUGUUAGCAUCCAGGAAGAAAGCUGUCAAUCAGAAUAAGGCGUUGCAAUUAGCAGAGGCUACCGAUCCCGAAGCUAAUGAGUAUUCCUCAGUACUUAUGCCUACUACGGAUGCAGCUUUUCCGGAGGAAGCUCUGAACCCUCAGCAUACUUCUAUAGAUUCUAUCGAAGUCUCAGAUCCUUCAGAUCCUCUAAGCCUAACUCCUCAUAUAUGUGAUCGCUGUCAUGAUCUCAUACAUCACAAUAAGGCCGUUUCUUCGCCUAAACCAUCAAUAUUCUCCAUUCGCGACCUCCUGGACGAGUCACCGUACAAGAACAAUCGAGUAUACCACAUUUUAGAUGCUGCCGACUUUCCGAUGUCACUUGUUCCGCGCAUACACCAGGCCCUUUCUGCUCAAGAUCAACGCUCCCAUAAUCGACGCUCUGCAACUGAAAAAUACCACGCUGGAAAGAAACUGCCCACAGUCAGCUUCGUUAUCACGCGGUCAGAUCUGCUGGCAGCUACAAAGGAUCAAGUGGACUCAAAGAUGGAAUACGUUCGCUCGGUACUCCGCAAGUCUCUGGGGCAAGCAGGCAAAGCCGUUCGCCUGGGAAACGUACAUAUGAUUAGUGCACACCGAGGCUGGUGGACCAAACAGCUCAAGGAAGAAAUUCAGACACACGGUGGUGGAAUCUGGGUGGUUGGUAAAGCAAACGUUGGAAAAAGCAGCUUUAUCGAGGCCUGCUUUCCAAAAGACUCGAAGAGUCUGGAGAAUAUCGGCGAGUGGAUUCACCAGCAACGGUUGGAAAAUGAACUCCUUAAGCAACGCCAGGUAUCCCUUUUUGAUCCUAAUAGCCUGCUGCCCCCUGCUCCUCGUGAGGAUAUCUACCCUGUACUUCCAGUUGUGUCAUCGAUGCCAGGAACAACUGUCUCACCCAUCCGCAUCCCCUUUGGACGUGGAAAGGGCGAGGUAAUUGACCUACCGGGCAUGGAGCGAACAGAGCUCGAGGAUUUUGUGCGUGAUGAGCACAAGCGUGAUCUAAUCAUGACGAAAAGAAUCAAGCCUACUCGUAUCACCGUCAAGCCGGGUCAAUCGCUUCUUCUCGGUGGUGGCCUCGUGCGGAUCACUGCUGUGAACCCGGAAGAUACCAUAUUGGCAGCUUGCUUUGUACCAAUCGGAACCCACAUUACCCGAACAGACAAGGCAAUUGAGAUGCAGACUGAGGAGCGAGCCUAUCCGGGAACUUCCAUCUUGAAGGAAGGCGCCGGAAGCUCCAUAUCCUCUGCAGGAAAGUUUGACUUGAAAUGGGACAUCACAUCGUCUAACCUGCCAUCCUUGGUCGCAAAAGCCGUGAAGGACAAGGGAGUUCCAAUUCCCGCACUACCUUACCGCGUGAUGGCAGCUGAUAUUCUCAUUGAGGGUUGCGGCUGGAUUGAAGUCAGCAUCCAAAUUCGCGCUAAGCGGAGUGCCGAAGAUGACUUGCCAGCUUAUCCCCAACUUGAGGUUUUUACUCCAAACGGAAAUCAUAUAGGAUCUCGGCGGCCUAUCGGAUGCUGGGACUUUAUAGCUGAAAAGCUCAAAGCAGAUAAGCGGAAUAGGCCACGCAUGAGGUACCGCUAUAGCUGA